Lingula anatina is the source of this 801-nucleotide messenger RNA. Its product is annotated as macrophage scavenger receptor types I and II-like. Lineage: Eukaryota; Metazoa; Brachiopoda; Lingulata; Lingulida; Lingulidae. The record is from RefSeq and is a predicted model, not a curated record.
AUGCAGCAGCUGGAGGCAAGAAUUAAAGCCUUGGAAUUAGAGGUUUUUCGGAAUACUGAGACUGCACAGUUACCAGUAAGAAGUCCUCCGGGCUUUCCGGGAUCAUCGGAGAUCCCUAGGAUUCCUGGCACUAAUGGCAUUCCUGGCCCGCCCGGAAACGGAGAAAAGGGCAACCCUGGAUGGCUAGGUCCGAAAGGGGAAGUAGAGAUGAUAGGAAGGAGAAGCACAAUGGAGUCGGCUGGACUCAUCGGAGAACUCGACGGAUGUGGAUGUAAGGGCGAAAAAGGAGAGGUGGGGGCUCCAGGCAUUCGAGGUCCAGUAGGCUCCAUUGGAUUUCCUGGUCCCCGAGGUUUACCUGGCCUUAGAGGUCCACCUGGUCCCCCUGGUCUCCCGGGCGCCGACUGCGUUCAUGAAGAUAGCUACACUAUACACGAUGUAGCACCUCGCUAUAGCCCAACAGAGCAAUCAGAAAAUCCCAAGCAGGAAUGGCGUCUCCGUUUGGUAAAUGGUGGAACGCCCUACCGGGGGCGUGUUGAAAUCUUAGUGGAUGGCCAAUGGGGUACCGUGUGCGAUAAUAUCUUUAAUGUCAAUGCCGCCAAGGUAGUUUGCAAGCAGCUCAACCUCCCUCAUUCUAGCCCAGCUGUCCAUGUUGCAGCCCACUAUGGUGCGGGCGAGGGGCCUGUUUGGAUACAAAAUGUCUCCUGCAACGGCACAGAGGCCAGAUUGGAUCUGUGCCGACACGGUGUGCGUGGUAGUGUCUCCUGCUCCCACCAGAGGGACGUGGGGGUUACCUGCUUGUAA